AUGGAGAAUCCAAACAAUGUGACAUAAUUCAUCCUUUUGGGCAUUAUGAAGAAUCCAGAGGUGAGGGAAAUGCUCUCUGCUGUGUUUCUAAUCAUGUAUUUGUCCACCAUCUUGGGAAACCUCCUCAUUGUGGUAACCAUGGUCACAAGUCAGAGUCUGAGAUCACCUAUGUAUUUUUUCCUUACCUCCUUGUCCCUCAUGUAUGUUACCUACUCUUCUGUAAUUGCCCCCAAGAUGAUUGUGGACUCCUUCUCUGAAAGCACUGCCAUCUCUCUGGAAGGUUGUAUGGCCCAGCUAUUUGCUGAGCAAUUCUUUGGUGGGGUGGGGAUCAUUCUUCUCAUUGUGAUGGCCUAUGACCACUAUGUGGAUCUGCACUACAUGACCAUCAUGAGGCCUCAGGUGUGUUGCCUCUUGCUGGGAGGAGCCUGGGUGGGGGGAUCCAUACAUGCAACUAUACAACUUCUCUUCAUGUGUCAAACACCCUUCUGUGGACCAAAUAUCAUUGAUUGCUUUAUGUGCGAUUUGUUUCCACUGUUGAAACUGGCCUGCAUAGACACACACCUCCUGGGCCUCUUAGUCAUCCUCAACAGUGGGGUGAUGUGUGUGGCCAUCUUCCUUAUCCUCAUCACCUCCUAUGUGGUCAUCCUCUGCUCUCUCAAGUCUUACAGCUUUGAAGGGCAGCAUAAAGCCCUCUCCACCUGUGGCUCCCACCUCAUUGUGGUUGUCUUGUUCUUUGUGCCAUGUAUUUUCUUGUAUGUUAUGCCUGUUGCCACUUAUCCUAUAGACAAGGCAAUGGCUGUGUCCUUUACCAUUGUUGCACCCAUGUUGAACCCCUUGAUCUGCACCUUGAGGAAUGCAGAGGUGAAAAAUGCCAUGAAGAAACUGUGGAUGAAACAAAAUACCUUGUGUUAUCAUUAA
Messenger RNA from Phacochoerus africanus (Common warthog), 918 nucleotides. Its product is annotated as olfactory receptor 4C6-like. Gene Ontology annotation, cellular component: membrane. Gene Ontology annotation, molecular function: olfactory receptor activity; G protein-coupled receptor activity. The record is from RefSeq and is a predicted model, not a curated record. Gene Ontology annotation, biological process: G protein-coupled receptor signaling pathway. Lineage: Eukaryota; Metazoa; Chordata; Mammalia; Artiodactyla; Suidae.